Messenger RNA from Portunus trituberculatus (swimming crab), 1065 nucleotides. RefSeq lists its product as uncharacterized. The transcript is spliced from 5 exons. The record is from RefSeq and is a predicted model, not a curated record. The coding region runs from base 343 to 756 and encodes 137 amino acids. Lineage: Eukaryota; Metazoa; Arthropoda; Malacostraca; Decapoda; Portunidae.
UUCAAGUAAUCAUUUACAAUCAAUAUGAAAUAAUAAUUGCUCCAACCAAUACAAUUUAAAAAGGUUUGAUAAAUUUGCAAAAUAUCCCAAGCAGUCUAUCAACAUUCUAUACAAACAAAGCACAAAUGGGCAGUUAUGAAUAUCUAGCUGAGAUCACGUGGCAGGUUGAAGUUGUUUACACUCGUAGUGCAACUGCUUGGAGAGAAAGUGCAGUGUCAAGUGGUGAUCCUUGCGUGUCACCAUUCCCCAGUGCUCCCUCAAGCUUCUCUGCCUUCCGCCACCGCCAGGCAGGUAGCAACGAUGGUGAGUACAAAGAUGUCACGGAGCGUGUAGUGAGGCGUGAUGGACAGUUAUUGCCUUAGCUUUGAGAGGGCCGGCCUGUCAUCAACGGUGCCAUGGUGCGUUCCGGUGAUUCCUCUUGGGAUUAGCGAGCAGAGUACAAGGGAAGCAGAGGAGGAGCUUGCAGAAGCUGAGCGACACGGUAAUUCUAAGCCCUGUAGGAGUACCUACCUCAAACUUCAGUCAUCAAUGGUUGAAAUAAUAAAGUCUGCCAAGCUGCGCUGCAAAGAAUAUAGAGCACACAAGUCAAUGUAUGAAGAAGACAUGGAUAGCAUUUUGGAUGAAGAUAAGAUAAUUGAUUGUAGCCUUCGCUUUGUUGUGCAGCUUUUGCCAUCACUCUUUAAGGAGAAUGAACAAUAUCUGCUAGUUCAGUCAUAUGAGAUCUCCAGCUCCAGUCCUCACCUUUCAAGGAGGUGAAUACCAGCUUCACAUCAAUGGCACAUCAGUUUUUGCAAGAAAAACCUGCAAGUUUACAAGUGCUCUUGAAGGCUUGUUUCAGUCAUACUGGGUAUUUUCUUUGGAGUAUCCAAAGCCAGCUGAAAAAACUUUGUUAUUCUUGGAGUCAUACAUAUUUCAACACAAAUGCAAACUACCAGCAUCUGUUCGCACUUGGGCGGAAAAGAUUGGUAUGAGGGCCUAAUAAUGAGGUUGUGAGUUUCCACUUACGUGACAAAUUUAAAAUGCAUGAUACACUAUGAACUUCAAGUGGGGGUUAUUCUCUCUCUC